AUGGAGUGCAAUAAAGAUGAAGCUGUCAGGGCUAAGGAAAUUGCUGAGAAGAAGUUUAUGGGGAGGGAUUUUGCUGGGGCAAAGAAAUUUGCUUUAAAGGCUCAAAGCUUGUAUCCCGAGCUUGAAGGUUUAUCCCAAAUGCUGACAGCAUUUGAUGUGCAUGUUUCUGCAGAGAACAGAAUAAGUAGUGGAGAAGUUGAUUGGUACUGCGUGCUUGGUGUGAACCCCUGGGCUGACGAUGAGACAGUCAGGAAACAAUACCACAAGCUAGCUCUCAUGCUCCAUCCUGAUAAAAACAAAUCUCUGGGUGCAGACGGUGCAUUUAAGCUGGUUUCAGAGGCCUGGGGUUUGUUAUCUGAUAAGGAAAAGAGACUAGCAUACAAUCAGAAACUGAAUCCAGCCGGACGGCAACAGAGAGUAUCGACCCAGUCUAAGUUUUCCUCUGCCCAACACAGUGCAAAUGGCUUUCAUAAUCAAAACAGCACUGCAACUUCACAAACAAGGACUCAGAACAAGAAUAUGCAGUCGAGGCCCACCCCAGUCCCUUCUCCUUCAUCUCGAAAACCUGAUACAUUUUGGACUAUCUGCAAUCGAUGUAUGAUGCAUUAUGAGUAUCUGAGGGUUUAUCUGAAUCACAAUCUGCUAUGCCCCAACUGUCAUCAGCCUUUCUUGGCUGUUGAGAAGGAUCCACCUUCAAACGUUACGAAGUCAUCCCAGAAUUCAAGACCUCAUGCUGCAAAUAGCAAUCCAUUUAAUUCCCAAAGAAAUGGUGGUCAAAGCACAGGAUCUGAGGGGUUUGGAGUACGCAAUUCAACUAAUGGCCCAAACCAUCAAUGGGAUAAUUAUGCUAGAAUGAACGGUGCUGGAGGCAAAGUUGCGGCACCAUCAACUGCUAGUCAUGCUGAGAGAGUGGUUCAGAAGGCACAUGACCAAGUGAGGAGAGAGCAGGAGGAUGCACGGGCAGCCACUGAAUGGGAGAAGCGUUAUAAAAGGAUGAAUAAUUCUGCUCUUAGAGUAGACCAGCUCUCUAAGAGGAAGAGAUCUGAUGAAACCAGCAUGAACAAUUAUGGAGCUGAUAUUUUGAAUCGAGCAGCCACAGGAAAUGGUGGAGGAGGAUUGGGGAAUUCAUCUGAACCAAGGAGGAGCUAUUUUGAAGCACAAAGGGUUUAUGGCUUCUCAGAUAUUCAUACCAAGUCCAUGACCGUGCGAGAUUUGUCCCUUCUCGAGGUUCGAAACAUGUUGAUGGGGAAGGGACUCUUGGAUGUCCGUGGAAAACUUAAAGAAUGGAGCUCAAAUCCAGUGAAACUGAAAGAAACUAAAACACAGGAAAUCAUGGUGAACAGUGAUGCAAAAAAACAUAAGAAGAAUGUUGACUCUGCUGGCACUUCUUCCAAUGAAUCUACUAAGCAGGCAUCAGCACCUUUGUCAAUCAAUGUUCCGGAUCCUGAUUUUCAUAACUUUGACUUGGAUCGAACAGAAAGUUCCUUUGGGGAUGACCAGGUCUGGGCUGCCUAUGAUGAAAAUGAUGGGAUGCCACGAUAUUAUGCUCGAAUUCACUCAGUGAUCUCUUUGAAACCAUUUAAGAUGAAGAUCAGUUGGCUUAACUCAAGAACCAGCAGAGAAUUUGGUCCUCUAGACUGGGUGGGGUCUGGUUUCCUAAAAACUUGUGGUGAUUUCCAUACUGGCAGACAUGAAAUCAGCAAAACUUUAAACUCUUUCUCACAUAGGGUUACAUGGACAAAAGGCACCCGAGGAGUUGUUCGCAUAUUACCUAGAAAGGGAGAUGUCUGGGCUCUAUAUAGAAACUGGUCUCCAGACUGGAAUGAGGAUACCCCAGAUGAAUUGGUACAGGAAUAUGAGAUGGUAGAAGUGCUCAAUGACUAUGAUGAAGAACAGGGCAUAUCUGUCGUUCCUCUUAUUAAGGUCGCUGGUUUCAAGGCAGUUUUUUGUAGACAUGUAGGUUCAAAACAAGUUAGGAGGAUUCCAAAAGAAGAGAUGUUCCGCUUCUCUCAUCAGGUCCCGAAUCAUGUGCUUACUGGCAAAGAAGCUCAUAACGCUCCAAAGGGUUGUCUGGAAUUAGACCCAGCGGCUGUCCCUGUGGAAUUUCUCCAGGUUAUUUCAGAAGCCAGUGAGGCAGAACUGGUGGCAACUGGUAGAAAGGCUGAGGAAGAAAUGGCUUAG
Dovyalis caffra is the source of this 2181-nucleotide messenger RNA. Lineage: Eukaryota; Viridiplantae; Streptophyta; Magnoliopsida; Malpighiales; Salicaceae. The record is from the annotation of a GenBank genome assembly.